Messenger RNA from Aethalodelphis obliquidens (Pacific white-sided dolphin), 2480 nucleotides. RefSeq names its product potassium voltage-gated channel modifier subfamily G member 2 (gene KCNG2). The coding region runs from base 68 to 1666 and encodes 532 amino acids. The transcript has 3 exons. Gene Ontology annotation, biological process: potassium ion transmembrane transport; protein homooligomerization; action potential. NCBI's taxonomy places the organism in Eukaryota, Metazoa, Chordata, Mammalia, Artiodactyla, Delphinidae. Gene Ontology annotation, cellular component: voltage-gated potassium channel complex; membrane. Gene Ontology annotation, molecular function: voltage-gated potassium channel activity; protein binding. The record is from RefSeq and is a predicted model, not a curated record.
CCUUGUUAAGCGGGGCCUGCUGGAAAGCUGAGGGGCGGGCUCCUGGGACCACCUGCAGGCGUCAGGGAUGCAGGAGAGAAGAACCCAGCGGCCGGGCCGAUGGAGCUCUUGGUUUGGUUCGCUCCCAAAGCCCCAAGGUCAUGCGUGGACGCGGGUGUCCCAGAGCUCCCGGCCUGUCUACGGCCUAACGCGCGCUCCCUUCCUUCGCAGGCCCAGCCUCCGGACCCUGGUGUGGCGCAUGGAGCCAUGGCCCUGCUCCCCGGGCCCCGUUGGCGGGGCCCGCGCCCGGCACGUCAUCAUCAACGUGGGCGGCUGCAGGGUGCGCCUGGCCUGGGCCGCGCUGGCCCGCUGUCCCCUGGCGCGCCUCGAGCGCCUCCGCGCCUGCCGCGGCCACGACGAGCUGCUGCGCGUGUGCGACGACUACGACGUGAGCCGCGACGAGUUCUUCUUCGACCGCAGCCCGUGCGCCUUCCGCGCCAUCGUGGCGCUGCUGCGCGCCGGGAAGCUGCGGCUGCUGCGCGGCGCGUGCGCCCUGGCCUUCCGCGACGAGCUGGCCUACUGGGGCAUCGACGAGGCGCGCCUGGAGCGCUGCUGCCUGCGCCGCCUGCGCCGCCGCGAGGAGGAGGCCGCCGAGGCGCGCGCGGGGCCGGCGGAGCGCGGGGGCCCCGGCAGCCCGGCCUGCGUCCCUGGGUCCGGCGGCGGGCGGCUGGCGCGCGGCCGGCGGCGCCUGCGCGACGUGCUGGACGACCCGCGCUCGGGCCCGGCCGGCAAGCUCUUCGCCUGCGUGUCCGUGGCCUUCGUGGCCGUCACGGCGGUCGGCCUCUGCCUCAGCACCAUGCCCGACAUCCGCGCCGAGGAGGAGAGGGGCGAGUGCUCCCCCAAGUGCCGCAACCUAUUUGUGCUGGAGACGGUGUGCGUGGCCUGGUUCUCCUUCGAGUUCCUGCUGCGCUCGCUGCAGGCUGAGAGCAAGUGUGCCUUCCUGCGGACACCGCUCAACAUCAUCGACAUCCUGGCCAUCCUGCCCUUCUACGUGUCGCUGCUCGUGGGCCUGGCGGCGCGGCCGGGCGCAGGCGGCAACAAGCUGCUGGAGCGCGCGGGGCUGGUGUUGCGGCUGUUGCGCGCGCUGCGCGUGCUCUACGUCAUGCGCCUGGCGCGCCACUCGCUGGGGCUGCGCUCGCUCGGCCUGACCGUGCGCCGCUGCGCGCGCGAGUUCGGGCUGCUUCUGCUCUUCCUCUGCGUGGCCAUGGCCCUCUUUGCGCCACUCGUGCACCUGGCCGAGCGCGAGCUGGGCGCGCGCCGCGACUUCUCCAGCGUGCCAGCCAGCUACUGGUGGGCCGUCAUCUCCAUGACCACCGUGGGCUACGGCGACAUGGUGCCGCGCAGCCUCCCCGGGCAGGUGGUGGCGCUCAGCAGCAUCCUCAGCGGCAUCCUGCUCAUGGCCUUCCCAGUCACCUCCAUCUUCCACACCUUCUCGCGCUCCUACUCGGAGCUCAAGCAGCAGCAGCAGCGCGCCGCCAGCCCCGAGCCCGCCCUGCGCGAGGACAGCACGCACUCCGCCUCUGCCUGCGCCUCCGCCGCGGAGGACGAUGGCUCGCAGGGCCCCGACGGUACCGGCCCGACCGGGGACUCCGCGGCCGCGCUGUGGGCAUCCGCGGGGCCGCCCUGACCCGGCGGGGACGCGGCACCGGCGAAGAGGCUGCUUCCCUGGAGCUCCAGGACCAGAACCGCAUUCUCGCCUCCCGCUGCGCACGGAGGGACGGGGACGACUCUGGGGGCCCGGCUCCCUUUGCCGUGCAUGUUGCUCGCUCCGCACAGCCCAGAACUUGGCCCGGGGCUGACCCCGGCCUGAAUCGGGGGGUCACAGCCAUCCUGUGCUUUGGAGUUGAACUCCAAGGAGCGUCACCAGCCUGUCCUCCGCUUUCCUUCUGCCUCUGGACUUUUGACUCCGUGAUGGCCAGCUAAAAGUAAAUUCAGCGAUCCCAGAAGCUCCAAGCCUGUAGCUCGUCCCCAGGCCUCACUUUGACCUUCCCCUGCGCGUCACUGGUGGGGGUGGGGCGCAGUGGGGCUGGGAGAGGGCACAGUCCCUUCCUGCGCCCGCCGUGUCACCCACAGUGGGCCAUGCCCAUCAGAGGGGGUCUCCUCAUCACGCCUGCAGAAGCCCACAUCGCUGCCGAGCGAUAGGGACAGAGGUGUGACACUGAUGCUCACAGCACGCCAGUUCCUUCGGGGGAGGGAGGUCCCAGCCCUGACCUCUGACCUCCCUUCCCCGGCACAAGCUCCGUGGGGAUCUUCCGGGAUCCCUCCUCAUCUGUUCGCCCCUGAAAAUGCCCGGCAAAGCUGAAGGCCUGCACGUCAGCCGGCCCCACCCUCCCCUCGGGCGCCCCGGCCCCCGACCCCGCCCGGGGUGACUGAGCUGCUUCUCUGGAGGCCAGAGGAAUCUGUGCUCGUCACUUUCACUUCGCUCGUCACCCAGCACGGCU